This is a messenger RNA of Ipomoea nil (Japanese morning glory), 1398 nucleotides long. Its product is annotated as putative late blight resistance protein homolog R1A-3. Gene Ontology annotation, molecular function: alpha-tubulin binding. Bases 182 to 1126 code for a protein of 314 amino acids. The transcript is spliced from 2 exons. NCBI's taxonomy places the organism in Eukaryota, Viridiplantae, Streptophyta, Magnoliopsida, Solanales, Convolvulaceae. The record is from RefSeq and is a predicted model, not a curated record. Gene Ontology annotation, biological process: protein folding.
ACCAAAUCAAAAAGAAAAUGAUUGCUAUUUUUGGGUAAGUUUACAAUCAAUUCAUAAGAAUUGCCAUCAUAUUAGUCAUUUAGGUUUUGACCAUAGGACACUCCAGAAAUGCCAUUCCUUUGUUGUUCCAUCUAAAUAUAGAAUCGUAUACCGUCAAAGAAGUCCGAUCCUUAGCUAUAACAUGUUCGCAUCACUUCAAGUACUUGACCUACUUCAACUUUAUUUGCCCUUUUUCCCUUCAUCUCAUUGGAUAAAUAACUUAAGUCAGUUGAGGUAUCUAGCUUUGUACAUUGGUGCAAUACCUGGUUCCUUCCCGAUUUUAAGCAGCUUGAAAAAUCUACAAACGUUGAUUCUACGUAGUUAUUACACUGUUGAAGUAUACUUAACCCUUCCAAAGACACCACAAUUAACGCAGCUUCGCAUUUUGGAUUGCUCUUCAUUUCAUUUUAAAGAUGAUGAAGAGAAUUUGAUAUUGGAGAAUCUGACAACGCUUUUGUGGUUAAGUGAGUUUUGUUGCAAAAAUGAAGCGUUGAUGGUGAAGAUUCCGAAUGUAAAGAAAUUGGGGGUAAGAUAUGAUGAGCACAACUACAAUGACAGUAGGCAUCCUAUUGACUUGCUCCAUACUUUAAGCCAUUUGGAAGAACUCGAAAGCAUCAAGUUUUAUGGAUAUCUGUCGUUAAAGAAAGUUGGGCUAGUACAUAUUCCAAAACCAUAUGAUUUUCCACCGAAGCUCAAGAAGUUGAACUUUUCUAAGACUUGGAUGAAAUUGGAGAUGAUGACCAUCCUUGGAAGGCUACCUAACCUCCAAGUUCUCCAACUAGAAAGGGAUGCCUUUGAUGAUUCAGAGACCGAGUGGGAACAAGUUGAAGAUGGAUUUCCAAAAUUGAAAGUGUUAGUCUUCAAAUCUCAAACUCUUUGUAGAUGGAUAGACUGCUAUUUCUCUUUCCCAAGCCUUGAGUGUCUGGUGAUGAAGAGUUGGAAAAGCUUGGAAUCGCUCCCGUAUGAGUGCCUUUCUGGAUGUACAUGCCUUGAGCUAAUUGAUUUGGAAGGGUGUAGUGAUGAAGUUUUAGAGUCUGCAAAGAAAAUUCAAAAUGAUGGAGAUGGCAAGCUCGAGGUCCGCUAUUAAGAUUCUAGAGCAUCAUAUCAACUGAAGCAAUCAUCUAUACAUACCGCCUCUUAGCUCCCCCCUGCCACCUACUCUGAUCUCCCAAAAUGAAUCCUAUGAUUUCUCAAUUAUAUUGUGAUUUAAGAUUAGAAAAUUCACAUCUUUGUUUUGGGUUUUGCAAUGCAUGUAAUUCUUCCUUUUCCUUACCAAUUUGUGGUUUCAUUUUGAGCUGAAAAAUUGUUCCCUUCAAACCUGGGAGUGCUUCCCAAUAAGGAAAGGGACAGUGUUGGUUU